Molecule: messenger RNA, 1836 nt
Organism: Akanthomyces muscarius
Lineage: Eukaryota; Fungi; Ascomycota; Sordariomycetes; Hypocreales; Cordycipitaceae
Exons: 3
Coding region: 1-1836 (611 amino acids)
Molecular function (GO): copper ion binding; oxidoreductase activity
Source: RefSeq, a predicted model, not a curated record
AUGUGGAGGGCAUCGUGGCUUCUCGCUGCCUGCCUGGCCUCGCCAUUGGCAGUGGCUGCUCGCAUGCCAGUCGCGUUCCAAGUCGACGCCUCUGUUUCCGCGUCCACUUCCGCCCAGGUCUUUACGCUGCAAAUAACCUGGGAGCAGUAUGCGCCGCUGGGUAUACCACGGAAGAUGCUGCUUGUCAAUGGCCAGACACCAGGUCCUGAGCUCCAGUUUAAACAAGACGAUAGUGUCGCCGUCCACGUUGUCAACGACUCGCCCUUCAACACCACAAUGCAUUUCCACGGUCUGGAAAUGCAGGGCACCCCUUGGUCCGACGGCGUACCGGGAGUGACGCAGCAUCUCAUCGCUCCAGGGAAAAGAUUCACUUACAAAUUCAAGGCGACACAGCAUGGAAACUAUUGGUACCACUCUCAUGCUCGCGAUCAAAUCGAAGACGGUCUAUAUGGUUCCAUAUUCAUUCAUUCUCGGCCAAGAACAAAUACCCCGUUCCACCUCAUCUCUCCUACCGCGGGUAAUGUUAGCGCCCUGAUGGCAGCGGAGAAGAGCUCCAAGGCCAUCGCCGUCUUUGAUCUGAUGCAUAUUACUUCUCAAGAGAAAUGGGAAAUUACGUUGGCUUCGGGAAUCGAGAUUCCCUGCUACGACCGCAUCCUGUUCAACGGCAAGGGCCGUGUUCAGUGCCUCGCUGCUGAUGAGAUGCAGGCGAACCUCACGCCGCCACAAAAGGGCGACCUUGCAUUGGUUCCGCAGUCAACUCUGACAGACAGAGGAUGCUUCCCUCCCAAGGUCAUGGCUGCUUUUGGCGGCGAUAUGUCACACUUCAACGAGAGCGCCAUCCCGCACAGCGUUUUUUACGACUGCCAAAACACGACUAAUCCGGUAGAAACCUUUGCUGUAUUCCAGAAUAGCUGGGUGUCGUUCAAUAUUCUCGGGUCCACCAACUUUGCAACCGGCGCCUUCUCCAUCGACGAGCACGACAUGUGGGUAUACGCCGUUGACGGCAGCUACAUCGUGCCGCUCAGAGUACAAGCCAUCCCGCUGUCUAAUGGUGAGCGCUACUCUGUGCUCGUGCGGCCAACAAAAGCAGGCGCGUUCAAAAUCCGCUACAACGCCAUGAGCGCGCCGCAAAUGAUUGACGGCUACGCUGUGCUCUCCGUCAGCGGCACGAACCCUAGGACCCUUGACCAGUCGGCGCCGUGGGUGUCCAUCUCGGGCAAUCCGUUAACCCCCGGCGUCGUCUUCUACAGCGACGGUGACGCCCGUCCGUACCCCGCAGAGCCGAUACCUGCAUCUGCCGACGAGCUGCACAUUCUUAACAUGAAGCUUGACGGCGCCUCGUACCUGUGGGCCAUGAACAGCACCCGUUUCCAGCCGGAUGAGAUGGACUCUCGUACGCCGCCAUUUCUGUUCCAGCGACCCGAAGCCCAUGCUGAUAGUAACGUGACGCUGGCCACGCGCAACAACACCUGGGUCGACCUUGUUCUGUUCGCGUCCAUGUUCCCCAUGCCACCGCAUCCGAUCCACAAGCACGGCAGUAAGAUGUAUAUGAUUGGGUCGGGCACCGGAAAGUUCAAGUGGGCAUCGGUGGAUGAGGCCGUAAAAGAGGUCCCAGACAGGUUCAAUCUCGUGGAUCCGCCGCGCAGAGAUACGUUUGCAACGCUGGUGGCCAGAGGCGAUACCAGCUGGAUCGUGGUGCGCUAUCACGUCACCAAUCCCGGCGCGUGGCUUCUGCACUGCCAUAUCAGUAACCACAUGAUGGGCGGUAUGAUGAUGGUGCUGCUGGAUGGUGUGGAUGCUUGGCCCACAGUGCCGCAUGACUACAUCAGUCCUUAG